Caenorhabditis remanei is the source of this 330-nucleotide messenger RNA. RefSeq lists its product as uncharacterized. NCBI's taxonomy places the organism in Eukaryota, Metazoa, Nematoda, Chromadorea, Rhabditida, Rhabditidae. The record is from RefSeq and is a predicted model, not a curated record. The coding region runs from base 1 to 330 and encodes 109 amino acids. The transcript has a single exon.
AUGUCUUUCCGGAUCCUCGAAGUGCUUCACGAGAUACUUCCACACUCCAUCCGGCUCCCGAACUUGAGUGAGCUCGAAUUGAUCCGUGUUACCGGAAAUAUCCAAUUCGACUUUACCGGUGGCUUGAUUCGUCCAACAGAAGUUUGGAGGCACUCCCUCCUCGACCUUGACGGCGAGAAUCCCUUGUUCUGGAUGCCGAUUCACGAUGGGUUGAUUUGGAUUCGCAUCGUUCUUCUCACAAUUACAUCGUCCCAUUUUGAUUCUACGGAUGUAUUUCACCGGUGCCGUUUCCGGAUUUUCGACUUCAGACAUUUUUGUGAGCGAUUCUGA